CUCCUGGCCGGAAGGAGCACGCCGAGUCGAAGCGCUGACAGCAUAACACAAUCACAUAUGCUCGCCGCAGCCGCCGCCAGUGCGUCCGCCGUCUGUGCCGCCGCCGUCCCCUCUAUCAGCGGUCCGAGUGGGCUCGGCCCGGCGCCCGCGUCGUUUGAUCUCGUCAGUCGAGUCUACGUUCCGUACGGCCUGAGCGCCACCGACCUGGCGUUCGGGAUGGGCGCUGCGGAGCAGAUCAUUUACGACGCGACGGAGCGGUACGCGUAUGCGGUAUCCGAGCAAGGCGUGCUCAAUGUCGUCGACUACGCCGACGCCGCGGCGCCGGUGGUCGUCACCUCUCUUGCCGUGGACCUGCGCGGCGCGGUGGCGACGGACGUGGAGAUAUGCCCCGAGCGCGGGCUGCUCCUCGUGUCCGUCUCGGGCGAGGUGCUCAACAUACGUACAGCGCGGGUCGGCCGCCGCACCGACGCCGGCCGCGUCCUCGCCUUUGAGAGCGUACGCCGCUCGGCGCCGCGCACGCCAAAGCCGCUGUGGCAGGUGCAGGUGGGCGCGUUGCCAGACAUGAUCUCGCCGAACCGCGACUGCUCGCUCCUCGCGGUUGCAAACGAGGGCGAGGGCGUGUACGGCGGCGUCCAUAGCUCCACCGGGACAGGCGGCGUCGCGACGGGCGCCGGCCUCGUCGACCCCGACGGCUCCGUCUCUCUGAUCCACCUGCCAAAGCAAGGGCCGCCCUCCGUGUCAGAGGUGCGGCUCGACGCUCUCGCGCCGAGCGACGAGCACCCUAAUUAGCUCAUUAUUCAUCAAUCCCAGGUGCGGCUCGCGGCGGCUCGGCGCUCGUCGCCCGCCCCAAUUCAUUACUGCUACCACCCCCAGGUGCGGCUCGACGCUCUCGCGCCGAGCGACGAGCACCUGAUCGGCCUCGGAGUGCACCUGCCCCUCCCCCUCGGCGCGAUGGAGCACUUCGACCUCCACUCGGCCCGCCACAACAGACACGGUGGGACGCUCGACCUCGGCUCCGCGCGGCGCGCGUACCGGCCCGUCUCUCAGCUCGAGC
Messenger RNA from Emiliania huxleyi CCMP1516, 1054 nucleotides. RefSeq lists its product as hypothetical. The record is from RefSeq and is a predicted model, not a curated record. NCBI's taxonomy places the organism in Eukaryota, Haptophyta, Isochrysidales, Noelaerhabdaceae. The coding region runs from base 58 to 789 and encodes 243 amino acids. The transcript is spliced from 3 exons.